GGGUCCGCAGACUGAAACAGUUUCCGAGCGAAUCCGAGCUUGCCAUGUCUUCUUGCCGGUCAGAGAAAAUCUUAUUUCUCGUACUCAAUUUCACGUUGAUGUCUUACGGUGUUCUAUCCAAGACGGCGAACGCAGACAUCGCGGAUAUUCUACAUCGACCCAUCAGGAGUCUAACGUUUCCAGAGAGUAGUACUAUGGGUAUCUUCGUCGCUCUCGCUGUGCCACUCGAGGAUCCUCUAAAUUCGGUCUCUUUGUCGUACUUCUUUGAAGCCAGCUACAACUUACCCCCGAACGUAACGUACUUCGAGCCUUGGGCGCGUAAAAGAAGAAAGCGAAAUAUCGACAGAACCACGAUCUAUCAGGUUCUGGAAAGUAAAUUCGAGAGCUACGGGCAUCCCGGAAGGCGGUGUCUGCUGAGAGCAAUCUGCGAGACCUCGGAAUUUCCGCUUCGGCACAACGGGAUGAUCGGCGACAUCGUGCACGUGAUUUUUACCCCGAGUGCUUCGAGAAACGAGGAACUGCCGCAAGAUGUUGUCGAGGCCGAGCUGGUUGGCCGCAAUGGAAGUUGCUCCAAGUAUCAACCCCAAUGCCCGCUGGGACUCUUCGACUUGAUUGGAGUCCUCGUGUGAUCCCUGAAAAAUCGUCGCAGUUUACUGUAUCGCCGCUCGCGCGAAACAAACACUCUAAUUGCGCCGGGCUGUUGGAAACCGGCCAUGUGUGUUGUCGAACGUAACACACUCUCUCAGUGUGGAAACCUCAGUCAUCUUUCAUUCAUUGGACAAAGAGAACGUAGUCCGAUUGAAGGACAUUUCGCCAAAAG
This is a messenger RNA of Pseudomyrmex gracilis, 820 nucleotides long. RefSeq lists its product as uncharacterized. Bases 45 to 629 code for a protein of 194 amino acids. Lineage: Eukaryota; Metazoa; Arthropoda; Insecta; Hymenoptera; Formicidae. The transcript has 5 exons. The record is from RefSeq and is a predicted model, not a curated record.